CGCUGUUGAGGAAUUCGAAGUAGCUCGGCAUGGGCCUUGGGAGCUUGGAAGGAAGAUGGUCUUUUGAAUGGACGAUUCAUUUGGACUAAGUCAGUACAGUUGUACAUCCCCCAUGGAGCAAAGGAAGGCGUAGAAAUCACGCAGAAAAGCAUAGGCGCACAUUUCAGUCCACGCGGUUUGGGUGGACGUGUAAGGUCACCACAGUUUGGUGCCUCUUGUUCUUUUGAAUUCUUUCCAGCCACCCCUUCACCUUAGUGUUUGCUCAUGUGUUUGAAACUGAGAGCCAAUAGGCUCAAUCGCAGUGAACACCCAAUCUUUGUCUUCCAGUCAUGGAUGCAGUGAUUGCACUCCAUGCAACGGCAUUGAGCCUAGACCGAAUAUCAUGCAGUCAGCUUAUGAGCCGAGGAGUAGAGCUUGCUCAACACCUGGGCUACAAGACUGGGGGCAUUGACAAAGGAUCUCCGGCGGCUCAGGGCAUGAGCAUUGAAGCGCAGGCUUCAGGUGGCGGUGUCUUCGGCUUGAAGGAUGGAGGAGUGACUGCUUCGUUGCAGUCAAUCGGAGCCAGUGGCUAUGUGAAGCCAGAGGCAAAGGCAAAUCUGGCGGCGCACAUGCGGCGAUGUGGUCUGAUCUCAGAGAGAGACUAUUUGAUCUCCGUUGGUGAUCAGCAGCCACUCGUAGUUGUUGACAUUCCGCCUUAUUUUUCUUCACCAGAACCAGAUUUGCCGAUGCUUGUGAAUGAUUAUCGCACAGGUGGGUACAAUCAAAGAAAGGCUGAAAUGAUGCUUGCAGAGUCUAGGGGCGAGAAUGAGCUUCUAGACGGCCCAUGUGAAUGUAGUUUUGGCCGUGAUGAGGGUUUGUCUGUUGUCCAAAUCCAGCGUAUUGAAAACAAGCAAGCUUUUGAGCGCUUUAAAGCAUAUGAAACUGCAACUGCAGAGCGGCUCCAGACUAGUGGGAUCAGCACAAGGCCCUGUGUUCAUGAAUGGCUUGAUCGUUUGGCAGACAGGAAUGGUUUGUCAAGGGCGGCUAACACCGUCUACCUGCUCCACGGCACGACGGCAGACAAAGUUGACAACAUUUGUCGUGAUGGCUUGCAAACAAGGUUCUCCCUAGAGAAACCAGGUUUGUAUGGAGGAGGCUUGUAUUUCACCACUUCAAGUUGCAAGGCCUUUCAGUAUACGGCGGGGGAUGGAUGCAUCAUCAUUUGCCGUGUUGUCCUUGGCGAGAUUGAGCUGUUGGACGAUGUUUGCAUCAACCGUUUGUUUCCGACUGAUGGCUUUGACUCUACACAUGCCAAAAAGGGUCACACUUGCAAAGCUCCAGGGGAGCUGCAGGUCCAUGAUGAAUACAUUGUGUAUCACCCUGCAGCGGUCUACCCCGAAUUGGUUCUUCGGGUGAAUGCCGCUUGAUUGCCGCGCCAGCGUUGGUCAGUGCAA
This is a messenger RNA of Durusdinium trenchii, 1433 nucleotides long. The record is from the annotation of a GenBank genome assembly. Lineage: Eukaryota; Dinophyceae; Suessiales; Symbiodiniaceae.